AUGCCCGAACAAAGCGCGUACGAUAUACAGCCUUGGGUUUUUAACUGCUGUACAGUGAAAAGCAGUCCCGGGGAAGUAGGACACUGGGAGGUCAUACCGGCGGUAUCAACUGUAUGGAUUUAUCAGCAUCGAAAGUACUUCUUCUUAACCGGAUCGGAUGAUAGAACUGCUCGGAUCUGGAACAUCAACACAUAUGAAUGCACUGUUGUCCUUGAGGGCCAUUCUGGUUACAUCAGCUGCUGUAAAAUGUGGGAAAACCAAUUUGCCCUUACUGGUAGCUUCGACAAAACUAUACGAAAAUGGAACCCAGUUUCCGGGAAUUGCGUGAUGAAACUGGACGGGCACAGCGGUACAGUGAACCGACUACUUGUACAAGACGAAAAUCUUUUCACCACCUCCUACGAUAGUUUGGUAAUGUGUUGGAACUUACGCAGUGGCGAAGUCUGCCACGUUUUUAAAGGCCACAGUAAAAGCGUUCUCCCCAUAUGCUACGUACAUGGGAGUCAAUUAGAAAGUGGAAACGACAACAGUGUCGGUGGCAUUGUGACAGGAUCAAUGGACAACACAGCUCGGAUGUGGGACGUUGGGAGCGGGAGUCAACUCCGCUCCUUCCGAGGACACAAAGGAGCGGUUCUGUGCUUGGUCGUCGAUGCAGAAAAAAAGCUUUUGUUUACAGGUUCAAGCGACAACACAAUAAGGAAAUGGAAUUUAUCCAGCGGUGAAAUCCUGAAAACUUUCAAAGGACAUGAAGGAUCUGUAAUUUGUUUACAGUUGAGCAACAGACUCCUUUAUAGCGCGAGCGUCGACUCUACAGCUCGGUGUUGGGUUGCAGAAUUCGGUGACACAACUAGAAAAUACGUUGGCCACGAACAUAUGAUAUCCGACAUGAAGUACCAACGAGGAAUUGUUUUUACGGCUUCUGGGGACAGCUGCGUCCGAGCUUUUGACUCAAAAUCGGGACAUUUAAAAAGAACUUACCGAGGGCACAAGUAUCUUGUCAACUGUCUUAUGACAUUAGAAGAUACAUUAUUAAGCGGAUCUUACGAUGGCAGUAUCAAAAUAUGGAACACGAAAGAUCUGUUGAAGGAUCACGUCACAGAAGACAUGUCCUCUCCCGGUAACUCUGUCGCUUCGUUAAGAAAUCGAAAUGAUUCCAUUGACACGCCUGCUACUGCAAAUACUGAACCCAGAGAAGUAGACAGCAAUACUGAUAACUUAAUGCUAGAAGACAGUGUAAUGAGUAAAAUAAAAAGCAAAGUAAACAAUGAACGUGAUCAUGGCGCAAGAAAAGAAACAAGUUAUAGAAAAACAAGACGCAAUCGUAAUGCUCGUGUCGUGCCGACAAACGAGUCCGAAUCUAACAUUAACAACAACAACAACAACUUUGAUGAUAUGUUGAAACCGACAUCUAAUGAAGAAUCUACAGAAGCUUACGCCAUACCUUCUUCAAGCCAAUCUUCAAGACCGGAUAAAUUAUGGUCCAAUUCUCCGCGCCGGAGUUUGCCGCAAUCAUCUCAAGGCAACAGGUCUGAACUAAGCCACGUAGACGAGCAAAAUCAUAUGAUCGGUGCCGAGACUUCAUCUGGUACAAGCGGGUACCGAAGCAGUGAGAGUCUUGCUUCGUCUCCCAUAACGUCACAUAACGACGAAGUGUUAACGAGGUUUAAGUCCAAGAAAAAAGGUUCGGUUUCCUUCUCUCCAUCUCUUUCCAUGACAUCGGGUACAAUACAUGACUGGCAGUUUGAUUACCAAAGCCCCACAAGCCCGAUCAAAGCCCAAAAUAAACAAUCAAAAAACACGAGAACUGAAAACGAACGCAAGCAGCUGGAAAGGGAAAUUUUAGACAUGGUAUAAUUUCAUUUCCAA
Molecule: messenger RNA, 1866 nt
Organism: Ciona intestinalis (vase tunicate)
Lineage: Eukaryota; Metazoa; Chordata; Ascidiacea; Phlebobranchia; Cionidae
Source: RefSeq, a predicted model, not a curated record